AUGAUCGAGAGCCGCCUCCCGGCCACCAUGUCGGGACUCGUCAGGAGCUCAGGGCACAGCCGCCACCCUUCACAGGAGUACAGGCUCGUAGCUUCUGACCCCUCCCAGCUGAGUGAAGAUGACCUCCCCAGUGACUUACAGUCCUUGUCGUGGCUGACAUCUGUUGAUGUUCCUCGCUUACAACAGAUGGCCAGUGGAAGAAUGGAUUUUAGCCUCGGUGCCCAGAAUGCAAUGCUACAACAGACAGGUCCUGUAGCGAGCAAUAUGCACUCCACAGGAGCACCUGGAGCAAUGAUUCAUGUCCAGGCCAGCCUGCCACAGGGAAUCCUGGGACUGAAUUCUAUUUCAACACACGGAGCAAAUAUGAGCCAGUACGCUGUAGGUGGGCAGCCGUCUCCUAGUUUACAAGCACAGCAACAACUCUUUCCUCCUCCUCAUUCGCAGCAAGUGUUUGCCCUAGCACAGAACACGCAACAGUGUAACCCAGCAGCCAUCUACAACACAUCCUACGGGACUCAGCCACACUAUUCUCAGCCACGCCUGGCUCCUCACUCUGCCCAAGAACUUCAUCCAAAGCACUACCCCAAACCGAUCUAUUCAUAUAGUUGUUUGAUUGCAAUGGCGCUGAAGAACAGCAAAACAGGCAGUCUCCCAGUGAGCGAGAUGAUUUCACUAACGUCCUCCUGCAUCUUUCAGACAGCCCCCGAUGGCUGGAAGAACUCCGUGCGCCACAACCUGUCCCUGAAUAAGUGUUUUGAGAAGGUGGAGAACAAGAUGAGCGGCACCUCUCGCAAAGGGUGCCUGUGGGCUCUCAAUCCUGCCAAGAUCGACAAGAUGGAAGAGGAGAUGCAGAAGUGGAAGCGGAAGGACUUAGCCGCUAUUCACAGGAGCAUGGCUAACCCAGAGGAGCUAGACAAACUGAUCACUGACAGACCCGAGAGCUGCAGGCGGCCCAGCAAACAGGCAGAGUCUGAGGUCUCCACCCUGAACCACAUGGCAGCAGCCCAGGGCCGAAUCUCCAUCUCCCAGCUGCAGCCUCAGCCCAUCAUGACGCUCUCGCUGCAGUCCAUCCCCCUGCACCACCAGAUCCAGACCCAGGCUCGCAUCGCCCCAGACUCACCAGCACCUGCACAAACGCCUCCUCUCCAUACUCUGCCCAACAUGAGCCACAGCCCUCUUCCCCACCACCCCAUGGGACGAGCGCCUCCCGACUUCCUCAACAUGACAGCAGACAUGAACACGGAGGUGGAUGCUCUUGACCCAAGCAUUAUGGAUUUUGCAUUGCAAGGUAAUAUAUGGGAGGAAAUGAAAGACGACAGCUUCAGCCUUGAUACCCUGGGUGCCUUCAGCAACUCCCCGCUCCACCUCUCAGACUGUGACCUGGGCACCCCCGGCCUCACCCCCGUCUCCAGUGGCAGGCGUGACUCCCUGGACACCUCCCGGCAGACCCUGGUGGGAGUCCCCGACACAGGCAUGACCGUGGAGGUGUCCAACACCUCCACACCACGGCGAUACCAGCACUGCACUUGA
Messenger RNA from Charadrius vociferus (killdeer), 1530 nucleotides. RefSeq names its product forkhead box N4 (gene FOXN4). The transcript has 10 exons. Gene Ontology annotation, biological process: regulation of transcription by RNA polymerase II. Bases 1 to 1530 code for a protein of 509 amino acids. Lineage: Eukaryota; Metazoa; Chordata; Aves; Charadriiformes; Charadriidae. The record is from RefSeq and is a predicted model, not a curated record. Gene Ontology annotation, molecular function: transcription cis-regulatory region binding; DNA-binding transcription factor activity, RNA polymerase II-specific.